This is a messenger RNA of Sclerotinia borealis F-4128, 5643 nucleotides long. The record is from the annotation of a GenBank genome assembly. NCBI's taxonomy places the organism in Eukaryota, Fungi, Ascomycota, Leotiomycetes, Helotiales, Sclerotiniaceae.
AUGGCUUCAAGGCUACUGGAAACAGGAAGCACUCCAUUAAUUCGAAAUACUGCAGCUCAACAAUUAGCUGAUGUACAGAAAGCACACCCUGAAGAACUUUUCAAUUUAUUAACAAGAGUUGUACCAUAUCUUCGACAUAAAACCUGGGAUACACGAACAGCUGCCUCCAAAGCAUUAGCUGGAAUUGUUGAUAAUGCAGAAAAAUAUGAGCCAAAUAGUGAAGAUGAGUCAGCGAAAGAUGAAUCGAAGAAAGAGGAAUCUGGAAUCAAGAAGGAAGAAGCUAUAGAGCCAAUACCACUUGCCGAAGGACAGCUGAGCCUCGACACGCUCGAUAUCGUAUCCAUUCUCAAACACGGAAAGGAGCUUGUUCGUGGUGGAGAUAGAGGUCAUGAUUGGGCUCUUGCUUCUCUGGACCCGGCUCAACGUCUUGCCCAUCAAAAAAAGACGCUUGCUGGACGAAUCGGUCUUCUUGGUGUCUUUUCUGAAGAGGAACUCGAAUACGAACUUCCAGCUUCCAACCAGAAUGGAUCCAGUACUCCAUCGGCACGUGAGGACUCAAAUGGCUUCUCGCGACAAGAUAACAAUAAAGGUGCAUCUACGCCCUCGGAAGAAGCUGGACUCAGUGCGAGGCAAUUGAAUCAACUGAAGCGCAAACGAAAACGAGAAGCCAUGUCUGCUGGUAGCAAAAGCAGACUGGUAGAUCUUUCAGUACGACGUCAAAACACCGCAAGUGAGACAGAUACUUCCAUGCCAGAUGUCGCUGGUGAGGAUUCCAAGAACGCUAUGGCUGAUUACUUCUCAACGGAAAGAUCUAAUGACGUAGAUGAAGAUUCCAAAGUCGUGUCUGAAUUCAAGGGUCCAGUCAUGCCAAUAAAAUCUGAACUCGAAGCGGAAGGUGAACAAGAGGGACUAGAAUGGCCUUACGAGCGUCUGUGCGAGUUCCUUGUGGUCGAUUUGUUCGAUCCUCAGUGGGAAACUCGACAUGGUGCUGCAAUGGGUUUAAGGGAUAUUAUACGUGUCCAUGGGGCUGGUGCUGGGAGACAGCAAGGAAAGACUCGUGCCGAGAACAAUAUGUUGAAUCAACGCUGGCUUGAUGACCUUUCUUGUCGGCUCUGUUGCGUUUUCAUGUUGGAUCGUUUUGGCGACUACGUUUCAGAUACUGUUGUUGCACCUAUUCGAGAAACAGUCGGCCAAACCUUAGGUGCUUUACUCAUUCACCUCCCGCCGCCUGUCGUUUAUUCAGUUCAUCACAUAUUGUAUCGCCUCGUUAUGCAAAAUGACAUUGAACUUGACAAGCCAGGCUGGGCUAUUUGUCAUGGUGGUAUGAUAGGUCUCCGUUACUUGGUCGCAGUGCGAAAUGAUUUACUACUGGAAGACAGUGAUCUGAUCGAUGGAGUUAUUCGCGCCGUGAUGAAAGGGUUAGGUGAUUGGGAUGAUGAUGUUCGUUCUGUUAGUGCAGCAACUCUUAUUCCAAUUGCUAAGGAAUUUGUCAACUUGCGACCCGAAGCACUGGACGGCCUUAUCAACAUUGUUUGGGAAUGCCUCUCGAACCUUGGCGAUGAUUUGAGUGCCAGUACGGGACAGAUCAUGGAUUUGUUAGCAAAGCUUUGCAGCUUCCCAGAAGUAUUGGAAGCCAUGAAGAAGAACGCUUCUCGAGAUGCCGAACAGUCCUUUGGGCUCUUAGUACCGAGAUUAUAUCCAUUCCUUCGACACACCAUCACAUCUGUCCGCUCGGCAGUUCUUCGAGCCCUGUUGACAUUUGUAGGCAUUGAGGGCGAGGGGACUAGAGAUUGGAUGGAUGGGAAGAUUUUACGAUUGAUCUAUCAAAAUAUAUUGGUUGAGAGGAAUCCAGAUACCCUGAGCUUAUCACUCCAAGUCUGGAAGGCACUGGUAACUUUCCUUGCAAGUGAUCCAGGACAUCUAUCUGCAGAAUUUUCGGCGCAUAUUGAUCCUCUCAUGCAACUUACAUUACAUCCUAUCGGUGUGUCUCGACAUCCAUUACCCAUGAACGCCACCCUGUUCCAACGACCUUCGGGUAAUUCGUACUCCCUACCAAGUGGUCCCACAAGUCAUGCUCGUCCAAAUACACCAUCUGGUCCCGAGCCCCCAACGAAAAAACGUCGCAAGUCGACAAAGGUUGUUGAGCCUACACCAUCAUCAUCAUCACAUGACGUUGAUGGUCCAAUGAUGCAAGGUGAUGUGGACCUGGUAGGUAUGGAUAGUUUGAUCAGAUCUCGUGCCUCGGCCGCCAAAGCGAUGGGUCUGAUGAUGUCUCUCGUACCAGCGCCUGUCCUCAAAACAUACGAUGCCAGCAUUGUCCCAGGAUUGUGUUCAGCUUUCUCUUCUACCCAACUAACGGCAUCAAUCAUUAUCGAUGAAUACGCCAAGAAUUGUGGUUCGAAGACUCAUGCUUUACGUUUCGAAUCAUCUCUUACAAAGAUACUUGAAACGGAACGGCCUCUUACUUACCGAGAUUUGGUCAGCUACACACACCUCGUCCGAACUCAAUGUUCGCAGCUCCUAAAUACCUUCCGCGAUGUCGGAAAAGUCUCUCAAGGACGUCUGCCGGUACUUGCAGUUGUCGUAGCUGGUGAAGCUGAAGCUGGCCCAGAUGCUUUCUCGAUCGUGACUGCCGAUAAAUGUGUUUCCGAGGAUUUCGACCGCCUAAAGAAAAUCCUUUCUCCUGGCCAGCGUAUCAUUGCAACGCAAGCUCUUAGUGAGGCACGUGAAAAUGUGACAGAGGUCAUUAACAAUGCUAAGAGCAUCAAAGAGCAACGAGAUACUCGUAUCAAGGCCGCUGCUGCAAGUGCUUUGGUCGCGAUGAAGGUUUCACCCAAGAAGCCAUCUCAUAUCAUCAAGGCUAUGAUGGAUAGUGUCAAAAAAGAGGAAACCCUAGAAUUGCAACAACGAUCUGCAUACUCUAUCGCUCGACUCAUUGAAAUUUUCGCAGAAGGUGGUCGAACUGGACCAGCACAGAAGGUGGUGUCCAAUCUGGUCAAAUUCAUGUGCAUGGAAACGUCGGAGACACCCGAAUUCGCGCCAAAUGCUCCUCUCACAACUGCCAUUCUAUCUCUUCGAAAAGAAGAAGACCGUAAAGAUCAUCCAGAUGCUGCAAAAUUUGCACGAGAAGCCAAAGAAGCAAGAAUCACCCGACGUGGUGCUAAAGAAGCUUUGGAACAACUUUCUGGAAUAUUUGGACCCGACUUGUUGAACAAAGUUCCCACACUCAGGGCCCUCAUGGAACAACCACUACGACUUGCAUUCGGCGGUGCGCUCCCACGCGACUGCACUGACCCCUCACAGGCAUCUGGUCAAGAAGCUAUUGAUAGUAUGUCUGUAAUUCGAGCCUUGACACCUACUCUGGACAGAUCAUUAUAUCCUUUCGUCAUGGAAUUGCUUCCUCUUGUCGUUACAGCCCUUCACUCAGAACUUUCAGUCUUCCGUUACAUGGCAGCAAAAUGUCUUGCGACGGUUUGCAGUGUUAUCACUGUCGAAGCAAUGACUCUACUGGUGGAGAAGGUUCUACCUUCUAUCAGCAAUCCGCUCGACCUCAACUUUCGCCAAGGUGUAAUUGAAUCGAUUUACCAUCUGAUCGCCGUUAUGGGUGAUAAUAUUUUACCAUAUGUAAUCUUCCUUAUCGUUCCUGUUCUUGGACGAAUGAGUGAUUCAGAUACUGAUGUACGAGUACUCGCUACCACUUCCUUCGCCACACUGGUCAAACUUGUUCCUCUCGAGGCAGGUAUUCCAGAUCCGCCCGGGUUGUCACAAGAAUUAUUGCAGGGUCGAGAUCGUGAGCGUACUUUUAUUGGCCAACUCCUCGAUCCUCACAAAGUUGAAGAAUUCAAAAUUCCAGUUGCCAUCAAAGCGGAACUUCGAUCUUACCAACAAGAAGGUGUCAACUGGCUCAACUUUUUGAAUAAAUAUCAUCUUCAUGGAAUUCUCUGCGAUGAUAUGGGUCUCGGAAAGACAUUGCAGACAUUAUGUAUUGUCGCUAGUGAUCAUCACCUUCGAGCUGAGGAAUUCACAAAGUCGGGAGCCCCUGAUGCUAGACGGAUGCCAUCUCUCAUCAUCUGUCCUCCUACUCUUUCUGGUCACUGGCAACAAGAGAUUAAGGCAUAUGCUCCUUUCCUGACCUGUACAGCGUAUGUUGGACCUCCUGCCGACCGAGCUCGUUUCAGAGAACAAAUUGGCCAAACCGAUGUUGUCAUUACAUCUUACGAAAUCUGCCGCAACGAUAUCGAUGUUCUAUCGCCACUCAAUUGGAACUAUUGUGUCCUGGAUGAAGGUCAUUUAAUCAAGAAUCCUCGAGCAAAAACCACCAUCGCUGUCAAACGUCUACUAAGCAAUCAUCGACUUAUUCUAUCGGGAACGCCAAUCCAGAACAAUGUUCUAGAACUUUGGUCUCUUUUCGACUUUCUCAUGCCAGGUUUCCUUGGAGCCGAAAAGGUGUUCUUAGACCGUUUUGCAAAACCUAUUGCUGCCAGUCGUUUCAGUAAAUCUUCUUCGAAAGAACAAGAAGCUGGUGCUCUCGCCAUCGAAGCUCUCCAUAAACAAGUUCUACCCUUCCUCCUACGUCGUCUCAAAGAAGAGGUUUUGGACGACUUGCCACCCAAGAUCUUGCAAAACUACUACUGUGAUCUUAGUGAUCUACAAAAGAAACUUUUCGAGGACUUCACCAAGAAAGAAGGUAAGACGCUUGCUGAAAAAGCUUCAUCGGGUGACAAAGAAGCCAAACAGCACAUAUUCCAAGCUCUACAGUACAUGCGCAAACUUUGCAAUUCUCCUGCACUUGUCAUGAAAGAAGGUCACAAACAAUAUGAGGAUACCCAACGUCUUCUUGCCAAACAAGGAACUAGUCUUCGAGAUCCAGUCCACGCGCCAAAAUUAACAGCCUUGCGAGAUCUGUUGGUUGAUUGUGGUAUCGGUACCGAACCUUCUUCCGAGAAUGAAAUUACAACCGAAACAUCUUUCGUCUCUCCUCAUCGCGCUUUAAUCUUCUGUCAAAUGAAGGAAAUGUUAGACAUGGUUCAAAACGAUGUUCUCAAGAAGAUGCUGCCAUCAGUACAAUUUUUACGUAUGGAUGGAUCAGUCGAUGCCAAUAAACGUCAAGAUAUCGUCAACAAGUUCAAUUCCGAUCCUUCAUAUGAUGUCUUACUUCUCACGACUAGUGUUGGGGGUCUUGGACUUAAUUUGACUGGUGCCGAUACUGUUAUCUUUGUGGAGCAUGAUUGGAAUCCUCAAAAGGAUCUACAGGCUAUGGACAGAGCUCAUAGAAUUGGUCAAAAGAAGGUAGUGAAUGUUUAUCGAUUGAUUACUAGGGGGACUUUGGAAGAAAAGAUCUUGAGUCUUCAAAGAUUCAAAAUCGACGUAGCAUCCACAGUAGUCAAUCAACAAAACGCAGGCCUAGGCACAAUGGAAACAGAUCAAAUCCUCGAUCUCUUUAAUCUAGGCGAUACAUCAGAGGUACCACUCGCAGCAGAUAGUAGCGUACAAGCAGAAAGGGAAGAAGAUAUGGUAGAUGCAACCGGAGAGGUGAGAGAGAAGGGGAAGAAGGGUUGGUUGGAUGAUCUAGGAGAAUUGUGGGAUGGGAAGGAGUAUGAGGAAAGUUUUGAUCUAGAGGGUUUCUUGAAGACUAUGAAAUAG